GUAAUCCUACGAUCGGUAAAGUGGAUAACAUGAUUUCUUGUAGGUGGUUAUUGAUAAUAUUACACCAAUAUUUAUAUCAUAUAGAUUUUUACUGAAGUCUAUAAUAAGGAUAAUAAUAUAAAGAUUUAGUGAGAUAGUUUAUUAUAGUGAUAACAUUAAGACUUACUGGGUAGCUGAACUGAUAUUAAUUGCAUAGGUACAAAUUAGUGUGACCAGGAAUUAUAGUUGAUGUGUUUGUAAUUGGUUACAGGUAAACUCUCACCUGCAUGGAUGUUGAUUUCUAUUAAUCAGCUGUUUCAUCUCACCAGAUUUGCUAUGAAGAAGUAGAAGCUAUUAAAAUUGGUAGUGUCCACUGCAAAAAAUUGGAUAAAGAAGACAAAUUGGUUGAAGAGAGCUCUAGAUCUGUAAACUCACUGAAGUCGUGAAGAAAUGAAUGAUGUAAUGGACGACAGUGACGAUGAGGACAGUAAUCUGAUUAGCUGGGGUUGUGGAGAGUUCGGCCAGCAUGGACAUGGUAUUCAGGAAGAUGUUCCUAUAGAUGAUGGUCUCAUUGACAACUUCAUUAACAACAAUCAAGUCAAGAUGGUAGCUUGUGGUGCAAGUCAUGUGAUUGUAGUAACCAAUGAUAACCAGAUACUUGGCUGGGGUAAUGGGAACAGUGGACAACUUGGUAAUGGCACAACAGAAACCAAUUGGCAUCCUAAACCUAUCUAUCUACUUGAUAACCAGAAACCUAAUCCACCAAUAGCAGGAGUGGCAUGUGGUGGCAGACAUACCAUGGUUUGGUUGACCAAUGGCAAUGUGUUCAGCUUUGGCAAUAAUUUCUAUGCUCAACUUGGAUAUGACUUCAAAGAACAAAAUUACAAAGAAAAUCAGUUGAAGCUACCACCAUUAGGUAGAAAAUAUUCUGAUGGCAGCUGUUUAUAUGAGAAAAAAUCUCAUCGUCCUGACCAGACUACUCCACAUUUACUAAAGUUCUUGGUAUAUAGACCAGUUGUGCAGGUUUCCUGUGGGGAGAAACAUUCUGUGUUCAGGUUUCAAGGCGGGUCAAUAGCCUGCAUUGGGUGCAAUACUCAUGGUCAGAUAGGUUCAGAUAACAGAGAGGAAGCAGUGGUUCCAAGGUUCCUGGAUAUAAAUCAACCAAUCAGAUUCAUAGCUUCUGGUGCUAACCAUAACUUGGCUAUAACAGGUGAAGGUCAAGUUUAUCAAUGGGGAUAUGGAAAAUCAUGUGGAGACAAGAACAAGCAUCUCUUGUCGCCAACACUGGUGGAAAAACUAACAAAUGUGGUCAGAGUGGCAGCUGGAGCUAGUCACAGUAUGGCAUUAACAGCGUCUGGAUCUGUAUAUGUUUGGGGAUCAGGAGCUGAUGGUCAGUUGGGACUAGGAGAUAAAAUCUUAUUCAUAGCCACACCCAAAAGACUCAAAGAUUCCAGUUUACACAGAAAAGUCACCUAUAUAUCAUCUGGAGAAUGCUACAGUGCUGCUAUCACAGAAAAUGGCAAGCUGUACAUGUGGGGUAAAAAUAGCCAUUGUAUAUUACCUAACAGACCAACAUCUUUUAAGAUCUGGUCACCAUUCUGUGUAAAUACUGGACUAAAGACUGUCACUACUAUCAGCUGUGGCUCCUGGCAUGCUGUGGCAUUAACUGGGAUACCAGAUCCUGUUUCCUAUUAUACUGACGGAAAAUCAGAUAUAACCGAAGUGGAAAUACAACCAGGCAAAAUGGUAGAUGUUAAUGGAAGAAACAGACACAAGGAUAGUGACGAUACUUCAGAAGAAAGUGAGGAUGAUUUUAAAGAAAGGUUACCAAAUAUUGCCCCGAGGGAAACUGCAUUAGAUGGUGAAGUCGUCCUAUCUGUAACAGUUGAAUAUCCAGAAGAUUUAUUACACAAACGUUUGGUCCACAGUCCUUCUCUAACUAGUGAACAGAAAUGGCAACAAAAUGUUCAGGAGAAACAGGAAACGGACAGAUCAAGACUUGUUAUACAGAUGCCAUCAGAGGCAAAACCUCAUUUUAUAGAUGCUUCAACUUCUCCGAUACCAUUUAGUAGUUCAGAGUCGGAAAGUGAUGGAGCUUUACAUUCUAGUCGUAUUCUUGCUAAAUUAGACAAUAUAGACGAUGAUCGUUUAGAUAAGCUUGCUAAUACUCCGUCACAAAAGUCUGUGUCACGUUAUCCUUUAUUCUUUGACAGACAGAAAACAAAUGCACUCAAAGAACAGCCAUCGUCAGUCGUGCAGUUCAGUAAAACAAACGCUGAAAAUUACACGUUGCCUAGAGAAAAUACAAACUUUAGUUGUAAACAAAUUGAUUUAACAGAAUUAGAAGUUAUUAAGACAAUACAUGAUUUAAAAUCACAGGAGAAAAUUGUUCGGGCAAAUUUGAUAAAUGAAACUGGCCAAACUUUUAUUGAGUCGCCUGUCAGCAAAUUAUGUUCCGACAAUAAAUUGAGAGACAAACUUUUUACCAGAUCUUCAGAAAAGUCUUCACCUACUAUGGACAAUGGUAGAAUUAUUGAUAGUCCAAUUCAAAAAUCUGGUCGCCACAGUGAUACAGCCAUUUUGAAUUUGGCAAUGAGGGACAGAUUGUCUGUCACUAAAUCUCAUCGGAGUGUAGAAAGUGCCUUAGCUGAAUAUUACUCAUUGGAUGAUGGAAGAUGGCCAGUUAAACAGUCAAACAGUAUUCCUAAGAAAGGGGAUGCUGAUUUUGGAAAACGUAUGCCCAGCUUUGUAUGGAGACAAAAGCUGAAAAUAUCCAGGUCCGACACAGUAAUUGGACCAAUCAAAUUGCCAACAAAGAUGCCAACGGCUAAUCAUAUACAGAGAUAUUCAAAUGUGCAUAAUCCAAUAAACUCUCAAAAAACGUCAGAAUAUAAGUCAAAAAUAAGAAUACCAGUUCCUAGACAAGUAAGUAUUCCAGUUGGAAGGGAACAACAACAAAAAACAAACAAUUUACGUGUGGAGGGAAAAACUAGAAAACAGCUAAUGUAUUCAAGUGCUACUUCAUGGAGAAGUCGGGAACAGAACGGAUUGCUGGAUAUGUCAAACUCUUGCCAGUCAGGCUUGCCAUUAUCUAUAGAUUCACAGAACAAACAAACAAAAGGUGGUGAAAUAAAUGGUAAAAUUCAUAGAGAAAACACACAAAAACUGCUCAAUGGACAUGUGAAAAGCCCUAGUAUUUAUCCCAAAGGUGUGUCACCUAUGAAAAGGAGGUCUAAAACAACUUUGGGCACGGCAUUUAACAUGGAACAUUUUCAUACAGCAAUGGAUUUUGUUAAUGAUUUGAAAAUUGAUUCUCAAACUUUGGUUCAAACAUCAGAACAAAAUGGCCAAGCCUUGUCAUCGUUAUCACAAGUGAUUUAGAGAUCAGAUUUGAGACCCAAGUCUCACUCAGGAAGUACUCGUACACAUUCAGCUCCGUCACGUAACAUAAAUUUACAGCUAAAAAAACUGACUGAGCUUUCUAGUCUAAAACUACUGGGUCAUUUCUAACAAAUAACAUAUUGCUAUAUUUUAAUGCUUUGUGAUACUUAAUUGGCAUCCCAUAUAUUUUGUUGUCUUUGUAAGUGACCUUUUUAGUUCAUUGUUUUCAUGUAUUGAUAUCUACUAUAUAAGGGGUACAUGCUCCUAUAUCCAAUUUAAAACUUUUAAUCAUAACUCCUGGAAAUUGAGAGGGAAAUUUUUAGGUCAAAUUAACCAAAGAAUCUUCAGAUCCGAACUUUAUUUUUAUGGUUACAUUGGAACAGUCACUUGCAUUCAGUAUUUGAAAACAGCAAAUAAAAUAGACUGUUUUCAGAAAAAAAUUCUGUUUAAAACCUGAAAUUCUUUGGGGUGCCAUAUCAUAACUUUAUUAAUGUGAGUGCUAUGUGCUAGGGCAUUGGGUGAAAAAAAUCAUAAUAUUUUACAGAUUGUUUUGUCUGGUAAUCAUGGUUAUAAAAUGCAAUUAAUAAAAGUUAAAAAUAUUUCUAUUAUGCCAAUAAGAUUUACAAAAAUGUAAUUUUAUGGUAUGAUUUAAGUAUUGAAUUUUGUUUAAUAUAAAUUUUGUAGAUUUGAACUUGCCAGAAUCAGAUUUAUUGCUGUUUUAUAUAAGAUAUGUUUUAAAAGAAUUAAAGA
Mytilus trossulus (common blue mussel) is the source of this 4110-nucleotide messenger RNA. RefSeq lists its product as uncharacterized. NCBI's taxonomy places the organism in Eukaryota, Metazoa, Mollusca, Bivalvia, Mytilida, Mytilidae. The coding region runs from base 430 to 3360 and encodes 976 amino acids. The record is from RefSeq and is a predicted model, not a curated record. The transcript has 16 exons.